Colossoma macropomum (tambaqui) is the source of this 3945-nucleotide messenger RNA. Its product is annotated as netrin-4. NCBI's taxonomy places the organism in Eukaryota, Metazoa, Chordata, Actinopteri, Characiformes, Serrasalmidae. Gene Ontology annotation, cellular component: laminin trimer. The record is from RefSeq and is a predicted model, not a curated record. The transcript is spliced from 10 exons. Gene Ontology annotation, biological process: cell migration; substrate adhesion-dependent cell spreading; basement membrane assembly. The coding region runs from base 356 to 2239 and encodes 627 amino acids. Gene Ontology annotation, molecular function: protein binding.
CAAAAGCUCGGUCAUUGUGGACGAGCAGCACAAAGCGGUCAAAGGCAGCUGCAGCUUUCAGGCGUGGCGCUCAUUUCUUACCUGAACUGAUGAAAUAGCCGCUCUAUGGGAGGAGCAGAUAAACAAUAACUGACCGGUCUGUGUCUCUGAAAGUCGAGGGUGAAGAAAAACAUCAGUUUUACUGAGGAGGCUCUCUGACAGGUGCGUGCAGUGAGGUGUACUGUGGUACAGGGGAGACAGCAGGAGUGAGAGAAAGCCGAGCGGGUUGUUAAACAAUGAGGGAGGAAUGGACGCAGACCGCUGCUGCUGCUGCUGCUGCUGGAAGCGGAUCUCUGGGUCACUUUGAGUCCUAAACAUGAAGCGUCCGGCUCUGGCGAUGCUGACCGUGGCCUCCAUCCUGCACGGUGUGACAGCCUCCAGAUGUGCCGCGCGUGCCUGCAGCCCUCCAGUGGGUAACUUGGCCAGUGGCAGGACCCUCAGGACCCUCCACAUGCGCUCGUCCAACGACUCCUUCCCGGAGGAGCCCCAUCCCCCUGCCCUGAUGGUGGACGACCCCUUCCUACACCCCGAUACCUGGUGGGGCUCCGGGUCAGCAGCAGGGGGAGAGGACGAGAUCCGCUUGGACCUGGAGGCCCGUUUCUGCCUGACCCAUGUGGUGAUGGUGUUCCGCUCGCCCCGCCCAGCCGCCAUGAGCCUGGAGCGCUCGCGGGACUUCGGCCGCACCUGGGAGACGCUGAAGCUGUUCGCCGAAAACUGCAGCUCCGCGUUCGGGACGGCCGACGACGCGAGCCAGCAAGGGGCGAUCUGCACGUCCAGGUACUCCAGCGCCACGCCCUGCAACGGAGGAGAGGUUAUAUUCCGGUCGUUGGGUCAGGCCGGCAGGAUGGAUGACCCCUACAGCCCUGAAGCUUUGUCCUUACUGACCCUCACUAACCUGCGCAUACGCCUCCUGAAGCCUCACCACUGUCCCGCCUCGCCGGUCACCUCUAGAAGUCACCACAGUCCUCCACACCACACAAACAGCCAGAGGUUCUUCCCCACCGUCCCUGGUCAGUCACUGCACAGCCCCAUGCAACCGGCCCGAUCUGCCCCGUACGCCGUCUACUCACUCCUGGCCCGAGGAACCUGCCUGUGUCACGGCCACGCAGAGCACUGCCUGUCUGCUGGAGAAGGACGGGACACGCAGGACGACAGCACUGUGGUGCAGGGCAGGUGUGUUUGCACUCACCACACAGCAGGUGCUCACUGCGAGAGGUGCGCCCCGCUUUACAACGACCGGCCCUGGAGAGCAGCCAACGGCAGCAGCGGGGAGCCAAACCCCUGUCAGAAGUGUGAAUGUCACGGCCAUGCACAGAGCUGUCACUUCUCCGAGAGGGUGUGGCGCUCCACAGGGGGCGUCAGCGGAGGGGUCUGUGAUAACUGCCAGCACAACACGGUGGGCCGCAAAUGCCAGCGCUGUCGCCCGGGGUACCACCGCCAUCCAGCCAGACCACUAAACUCACCACAGGCCUGCACACGAUGCUGGUGUGACCCAGUUGGAUCCGUUCUAGCACUGACCAGCACAGAGGGACCCUGGUGCCACCCCAGAAGUGGGCAGUGCCACUGUAAGCCCGGGGUCGGGGGCACCAGCUGCAGUCACUGCCUUCCUAGACACUGGGGCUUUGGGCCAGACGGCUGCAGGCCCUGUGGGUGCCCUCUGACCUGUGACCAUAUCACAGGGCACUGUUUAGACAGCAAAGCCAAUAGCGAGUUUUACAAUGUUCCCAUCGGAGGUAAAAUCCCAGACCUGACCCACUUUCGGCCACAUGAGGAGGACAAGGUGUGGUCCAAAGAGCUCGCUGUCUCUGCUCUGUACUACACAGGGAAAUGCAGCUGCAAAGAGAGGAAGCUGAAGGGUGUGUCCGACCUGUGUAAGAUGAAACAUUCUUAUGUGAUGAAGGCCAGCGUGCUGUCGGCUCAUGAUAAAGGCACCCACGCGGUGGUGCAGGUGAAGGUGAGGAAGGUGCUGCGCUCGGGCCUCCUGCCUCUCUCUCAGGGCACACACAGUCUGUACCCGCUGUCCUGGACCAGCCGCGGCUGCACCUGCCCCGUCCUCAACCCAGGAGCUGACUACUUGCUGGCGGGCCCAGAGGACGUAGAAUCGGGGCGGCUGCUGGUCACCAUGCAGAGUCUGGUGGUGCCGUGGACUUCCACGCUCGGAUUUCUGGUCUCAGAAGCUGUACGGCAGGGAUGCUUAUGAGAAUGCUUUUUACAAUGCAGCAUGGACAUUAAUGCACCCUUGGAUGUACCCAACCAUGCAGAACUCCCAAGCCAAAUUACGUGGAGGAUGUGGAGUGUGGACAGUUUGAACAAGCACAUACGGGAGGUGGAAACCUGGCUCAGUUGGACACGCUUUACAAAGAAAGUGCAGCAGUAGAGCCUUGAAAAGGAUUUGUACUUGGAUUUGUACUUCCCACCUUCCGUCCUUGCCUGGUUUCGAGGUUUUCCACUGUUCAGCCUUUGGAUCUGACAGUGUGUGCUGGGUGGCUAUGGAUGUUCGAUGUUACAACAUUUCAUACGAGUGGAGAAAUGGACAGGAAGCAGCAUUCAGAGCUCCAGAUGGGGACUGAAGUCAGCAACACGUGGCUAUGAAACCCCAGGUGGUUGCUAAGGUGUUGCUAUGUUAUCCCAGGUAGCUGCUAAGAUGCUGCUCUGCUAGGCCAUUGCUGUGGAAUCCCAAGUGGUGGCAAAGCUGUUCCUAGGCUGUUGCUAUGGUAUCCCAGGUGAUUGCUAAGGUGUAAUGUAAUUAUAUUUGAGUAGUAUAGCAAAACAGUAAGGCCUGACUUUUAAGGGUUAAAAGAGAUCUAACCUAAUUAGUCAAAGGAGGAAGGAGAUAACCUAUAAAAACUACAGCCCAUGAGUCCCCUCACAUAAUACAGUAAAUACAGUAAAUACAGUAAGCAAACAGAUAACAUACUAACAAUUAUAACUGUACUGGGAUGUAUUCACCCACCUAUCAGACAUAUAUGGAUGAUCCAUAUAUUACGCAUAUAUGUCCAGUAUUUGAUAACUACAUAUAUGUACAUAUAUUUUGAAAUAUAUGCCAUUAAUCAUAUAUAUAUAUAUAUAUAUAUAUAUAUGAUUGUAUGGCCUUAUAUCAGAUGUACAAAUGGGGAAUGUCUCUAAGGCCAGAGAUUCAAGACUUCACCGGACUCAAACUGACCUGUGACCAUCUCUGCCAGACCGACAUGCUGCAGAUGGGCUGGCCAGAUGGAGUACUGCAACAACAAUUGUCUUUUCCAAGUAGGAGUGUGUCCACAGUAACAGCUGUGCAGCUGCCACAGUGCUAUCUCUGCCAUUUGUGAUCAGUCUUUAGGGCAGCGGUAUUCACUGCUCCCAGAGGUCCGGAGUCCAGUACAGUUUAGUGAUUUUUCUGCUUAAACAGACACACUGCCUGGGAAGUUUACAUAUGAUGACCACAUAAUUCAACUGUCCUAGACAAAGUCAUUCAGAGUGGUUUGAUGUGAAAGGGUUCACUGCAUAGAAACUCACUGACUUCUUUACAGUGGUGGUGACAGAACCAGGAGUCACAAUGUUUACAGUGCAAAUACAGCCGUUUCAUUUACAUUCCAAAAUGACUAGUGAACCGAGACGCAUCUUCCCGAGUUUUUAUAUGUAAUGUUAAUCAUGAUAAAAUGCUUAAAUAGUAAAUGGAAAAACAAAGCAAAACAUUUAUGUUGGGUUCUAUUUUGCCUUACAAUGCCAUGCAUGUACCCCUCCGCCAUGAGUGAAUUAAAAACAAGGUUUUAGGACAGAACUUUAAAACAGUGUCUGAAGCAUCAGGCAGCAUAUUCAUAACCAUUUCAUGUAAUAAAUAUGUGAGGGAGAAAGUUAUAUAUGCUCUUUGGGGCAUUAAACUCUCUAGAUGUCUGCAUCACUGAAAGAGAGGAAACCUACACCAACAGG